This is a messenger RNA of Zingiber officinale, 600 nucleotides long. Its product is annotated as putative receptor-like protein 16. The transcript is spliced from 2 exons. NCBI's taxonomy places the organism in Eukaryota, Viridiplantae, Streptophyta, Magnoliopsida, Zingiberales, Zingiberaceae. Gene Ontology annotation, molecular function: protein binding. The record is from RefSeq and is a predicted model, not a curated record. Bases 1 to 600 code for a protein of 199 amino acids.
AUGUGGCCACUAAUAACCGCUUAUCUCUCCACCGCCCUCCACUCACAUCACAAAUUACUAUAUAUUUUCCCCCUCUCCUCAUCACUCAUCACUCCGCACUCCGAGCUACACAGCUCCGCAGCAGUCGCACUCCGCAGCUCCGUAGCACUCUGCAGCUCCGUAGCACUCUGCACUCGGCAUCUCCACAGCACUCUGCACUCCGUAGCUCCGCAGCAGCAAAUAGCAAAGUCCAACAGUUUAACAGGGCCGAUUCCUGAUCUAUCCAACCUCAAGGUCCUUCAAUCCUUCAAGGUCCAUGGCAACUCCCUCAAGGGCAUUGUUCCACAGUCUCUCGCUGCCUGCCUUUCGCUUAGGAUUGUGGACCUCUCCAACAACAUGUUACAGGGCCUUCUUCCGUCGUUCGCCAGCAAAUCCUUGAUUAAGCUAUUAUUAAGCAACAAUAAUCUCACUGGAACAAUCACUGAUAGCUUGGCUCAUAUCCGUAUUCUCAAAAUAUUAUAUGUCGCUAAUAACAACCUCAAUGAGAAUGUGCCAAAAUUUCGUAGCUCGGUUAAGGUUGAAACUGAUGGAAAUCCCAAUCUUCGUAAAAACUCAGGCUAA